Podarcis lilfordi (Lilford's wall lizard) is the source of this 8013-nucleotide messenger RNA. Lineage: Eukaryota; Metazoa; Chordata; Lepidosauria; Squamata; Lacertidae. The record is from the annotation of a GenBank genome assembly.
AUGGAGGAAGCUGCCGUCAAGGCCCAUUACAAAGUCUGUGACCGCCUGAAACUGGAGAAGAAGCAGCGGAGGAUGUGCCGGCGAGAUCCCGGUGUGGCCGAGACCCUCAUGGAGGCCAUCAGUAUGAGCGCCCUUGAGUGCCAGUACCAGUUCCGCUUUGAGCGGUGGAACUGCACCCUCGAGGGGCGCUAUCGGGCCAGCCUUCUGAAGAGAGGUGAGCAGUCGGAGGAGGGAGGCAGUGGAACGGGAGUGGGGGAGCCUCUGGACCCCUCCAGGUAUCUCUGCCUGGCUCUCAGUGCUCUCACAGCUUGGGGGUUGGUGGUGGGACAAUGAGUGGUCAAAGGGAGAAGAGGGAACAGACUAGGAGGAGGAGGAGGUAACAGAAGCUGCAGAGGCAACAGGGCUUAGUGAGCUGGGAGAGUCUGUGGUAGAGAGCAGUCCGGAAUCAGAGGCUGAAGCUGAAGCAGGAGAGAAGGUGGCCAAGAGGCAGAGAUGAGUCCGACUGGUGAGGAAUCAUGGGUGUCUCCCUCUCCUGCUGCAACAAGCUCCCCUCUCCCCUAAUCUCCCAGGGGAUUAAAGGGUUGAGGAGACAUCACCUGACUCACCAUGUUGAGGAACAUUGGGAGAAGCUACUCUAAACAAAAGCUGGUUCCUGUUGCGUGCAUGGAGAAUACUCUUUUUUCAUGAUUCUGGCUUUGUCUGCCAUUUAGAGGGGGGGCAGAAGCUAGACAGUGCAUAAAUGUCUCACCUUCAGUUAUUAGAAAACCUACAUUAGUCAGCCUUUUCUAGCUUAUGGAAUUUCAUUUUCAGCAAACACUGUCCUAAUGCUUCCGUGCACACUCUGUGAGUCACAAGGAUUAUAAUAAUAAUAAUUUAUUACUUAUACCCUGGGCCUCCCCAACCACUAUGGGCAGCUCCCAACAGAAUAUUUAAAACACGAUCAAACAUUAAAAACUUCCCAAAACAGGGCUGCCUUCAGAUGUCUUCUAAAAGUCAGGUAGUUGUUUAUUUCCUUGACAUCUGAUGGGAGGGCGUUCCACAGGGAGGGUGCCAAGACCAAGAAGGCCCUCUGCCUGGUUCCCUGUAACCUCACUUCUCGCAGGGAGGGAAAUGCCAGAAGGUCCUCAGAACUGGACCUCAGUGUCCGGGAUGAACGAUGGGGGUGGAGAUAUACAGUGAGGAUUUUAAAAGAUGUAAACCCAAACCCGUGUGUGUGUGUUUGUAGCUCUGUAGGCUUAACUGGUGCCAUCCUCCUCUGGGUAACGAUGCCAUUGUCCUUUGCAGGUUUCAAGGAGACAGCCUUCCUUUAUGCCAUCUCUUCGGCAGGACUCACACAUGCCAUGGCCAAGGCCUGCAGUGCCGGGCGGAUGGAGCGAUGCACCUGCGACGAGGCCCCCGACCUAGAGAACCGGGAGGCCUGGCAAUGGGGUGGCUGCGGCGACAACCUCAAGUACAGCAACAAGUUUGUCAAAGAAUUCCUGGGGAAGAAGUCCAACAAGGACCUGCGAGCCAGGGUGGACUUCCACAACAACCUAGUCGGCAUGAAGGUGAGGCUGUGUGAGUGAUGGAGGCGAUAGUUGUUAUUAUUAUUAUUAUUAUUAUUAUUAUUAUUAUUUCUUCUUCUUCAAUGAUUGGAUUUAUAUACAGUGGUACCUCUGGUUACGUACUUAAUUCAUUCCAGAGAUCCGUUCUUAACCUGAAACUGUUCUUAACCUGAAGCACCACUUUAGCUAAUGGGGCCUCCUGCUGCUGCUGUGCCGCCGGAGCACGAUUUCUGUUCUCAUCCUGAAGCAAAGUUCUUAACCCGAGGUACUAUUUCUGGGUUAGCGGAGCCUGUAACCUGAAGUGUAUGUAACCUGAGGUACCACUGUACCGUCCUAUACCUGGAGGUCUCAGGGCAGUUCACAGAAAAGAUCAACAGAAAAACUACAAUAUAUAUAAUUAACAUAAAAACAACAACCCAAUAACAACCUUCUCCCAAGACAGAGCCACCCUUUAAAAGGGCAUAGCAUGUCAAUCAGAUCAACCAAAGGUCUGGUUCUUGCCUGACACCUAAAGGUGUAUAAUGAAGGCACCACGUGAACUUCCCUGGGGAGAGCAUUCCACAGAUGGGGAGCCACUGGAGAGAAGGCCCUGUUCUCGUGUUGCCACCUUCCAGACCUCUCGAGGAGGGGGCACAUGAAGAAGGGCCUCAGAAGAUGAUCACAGGGUCUGGGUAGGUUCCUAUGGAGAGAAGCAGUCCUUGGGUUAGUGUGGUCCUGAUACUGCCAACAUGGAUAGCAUUAAAAGAGGAUUAGACAAAUUCAUGGAGGAGAAGGCUAUCAAUGGAUUCUAGCCAUGAUGGUUUCCAAGGUCAGAAGCAGUAAUGCUACUGAAUUCCAGUUCUUAGGAAUCACAGGUGCUCAAGUCCUGCUUGCAGGUAUCUUAUUGGUCAGUGUGGUUCUCCCCACUCUCUAGACCAGCGGUUCUCAACCUGUGGGUCCCCAGAUGUUGUUGGACUACAACCCCCAUCAUCCCUGAGCCUUGCUAGCUAUGGGUGAUGGGAGUUGUAGUUCAACAACAUCUGGGGACCCACAGGUUGAGAAAGGCUGCUCUAGACAGAGUUGGCAGGUCAGGUUUUGCAUCAAAGGCCAAUUCUCCCCUUGCCUUUGAGGUGAUGCUUUGGAGAGAACUUUGUAGUGUUCCCAAAUGGGACUUCUUGCAGGAAAAGAACAAGUACUAUGGAAAUCUGUUGCAGUUCAAGUGGGGAGAAUGAAAGGGAUUGCACUCCAACAACUCAAGAAUCUGAUCAUUCACCUUAUUUCCACCCCGGCCCUGCUGUCUAACCCUCCAAAAAAAGUGGUGUCCUGUAUCGGAAAGGCCUUGUUGCCACUUCGGCUUUCCCAACAAGUGCAGUUGCACCCCAAACUUAAAGGCUGCUAUAAGCUGGUUGAAGUCACUGAGAUUCUGUUUCAGUGCAAACAAAGAGAGCCUCCAUUGGGUUGGGGGGGAUAAAGGGGAGGGGGAACUGAUCACGGUAAGCUGACACUAAUAAGAUUUGGGUUUGAGCAGUGUGUUAAUCAGACCUGAGAAGAUUCGCAGGAGUGUUGCUAUGGGAACGGCUUUGGGGCGUGGGCAUGGGUGUCUGUGCAGCUUUUCUGAGACAGAGAGCUGUCAGAAAUGUUUUGUGCAUGCACAUUGAGCAGGGCAGAUCUAGAAUCUGCAGGUUCUUGCAGAACAGAAAAGCUGGCCUUUCUGACAAGGAUCUUGAUUGGGUUUCUGUCCUAUUUUCCCCCUUCCUAGCACAGCCUUUCUUGGCUUAGUGUCCUCCUCCAGAUGUUCUGGACCACUGGCUGGGAUGAAUGGGAAUUGUGGGCCAAAGCAUCUUGAGGGGUCCAGAUAGGGAAGGCUGGCCUCAAAGCUCAGGACUUGUGUGGAUGUGGAGCCUGUCCUAUAUGAGGGUAGGCUAGGUGAGAAGAGUGACCAGCUCAAGCUCACUUGGUGGGCUUCAUGGAUUUGAACCCUGGUCUCUCAGGACCAGUUUUGAUGCUAUUACCCGUAUACCAUUCUGGUUCCUCCCCACCUAGCUCCUUAACUGUGAAACUAGGACCCAGGUGACCCUAUACCAGUAACCCCUGUCUCCCCACACUUCUGUGGGAGUAUGGCAGGCGGGGGUGGGGAGCGGUAGUAUGUACAGAACACUUUUCUCUGAGGAUUUUGGCUCUUUGUUGAUAUUAAAAAGGCAAGUUGUAGCUCUUAAGCUUACAGAGUGAUGCUUCCAAGUGGGCUGGACUUCUCUGGGUUAAAUUACCAGAUGGAUGUAUGAAUAGACUUUCCUUGGGUAUCCUGCAUAGCUCCCAGCCUAUGACUAGCCAGAGAGACAGAUAACAAGCGCUCAAUAGAGUUUAUUCUAAGUUUCCCUCCAGCACAAUUCUCCAUUCCAAAUCUGUUUCCUUAGCCCUGCGGCUGCCAUGCGAUAGGCCCAUGGUGGCUUGGUGAACCAUGCCCUGUUGGCCUCUUGCUCUGCUUAGUUAGUGGCCAGGCCCCAUCCCACUUCAAAUGUUUAUCUGUUAACAGAACUUUCCCUGUUCAAAGGAUACUGGGCAUUGUCUCUUGAGAGGACUGAGGAAUUCUCUGGCUCUGUAACUGCACACACAACUACAGUGGUACCUCGGGUUACAUUCGCUUCAGGUUACAGGCUCCGCUAACCCAGAAAUAGUACCUCGGGUUAAGAACUUUGCUUCAGGAUGAGAACAGAAAUUGCAUGGCGGCGGCGUGGCAGCAGUGGGAGGCCCCAUUAGCUAAAGUGGUGCCUCAGGUUAAGAACAGUUUCAGGUGAAGAACGGACCUCUGGAACAAAUUAAGUACGUAACCAGAGGUACCACUGUAUGACUCCCAGGUGAUAAUUAGGGAGUCGAUGUCAAUUUCUCUAAGCUUAAAUUUGGUUCUCCACAUUACCAUGCAAUUUAUUUUUUAAGUCCUGAAAAUUCACCAGCCUUUGGGGGCAAAUUUCUCUUAGAACCACCCGUUCGUAACGUUGCCUAAAACGACCCUUUUGCAAAGCUGUUUCCUGGAAUAGAAUGCCUUUUUUGUAAGUUUUCACUUUUUACCUCCAACAUAUGCAUUUCUAUGGAUGUUACUUGGCUGGAAAGCAACAUUGCAAAAUUCGGAGAAGUGUGCAUUUCCAAGCGUGGCUGUGGAUUUUUUGGUUCUCGUAUAGUUUCGGGGAGUGCAGAUCUGGUAGGUUUGCCGUUAAAGGUGAGCUGCAUCAAAUGGUCUUCCCCAUCUUUGUGACGGUUGAGAAAUACGCUCUAGAAAUAGGUCUGUUGGGCCCUCUGAAAGUGUCUUCUCCAUUGCCCUGGCUUGGUGGUCUCUCAGCGGUCUGGAAUGUUGUGUUUUCCAUUACACACACACACACACUUGCUGCGCUUCUGAUCGUAACGGCUCUCCUGAGGCUCAGUAGACGGGUUUCUCCCUCCCGACCCUUUGAGCUGUUGGCAGGCGGGAUUGCUUGUUGCUUUGGGGACAAGGGGAACCUUUUUCCUGACCCCGCGCCGGAGAAUUUCUGAGUGACGCAAGUCUUCCAAUGCCACGCUUGCCGUCCAGCCCACCCCUUUGCCGCCGCUUUAAAAAUUUGCUUCCCGGUGAGGAUUUCAUUUCUCCCUUUUUCACACCCACCUCAGCAGUGUCUCUUUGCCCCAGAAGAGUGCAAGAAUCGCCCUCUUUGACCCUCUUGCACCCAUUUCAUGCCUCGCUCAAGCGCUUACGAUAUGACCUCAACGCUGGUGACAAGGCCAGCUUGUCUGGCACGGGGGGUUGAGGUAAUUAGCCAGAAGGACUUGGGCAAGCUCCUUCUUUUUCUUUCUGGGUGAGGGGGAAAAAAACCCCAAGCCUAAGAAUUCUGCAGCUUAUAUUAAAAAAAGAAAAUGAAAGCGUCCCCCCUGGCUCCUGCCAGAUCCAUCCCAGUGCAUUCAACUAUUCUUGGGAAUGGGAUAGUGCAGAAAGAAGCAGGAGUGAGAAACCAAAGACCUCUCUCUCUCUCUCUCUCUCUCUCUCUCUCUCUCUCUCUCUCUCUCCCACCCUACAGGCCUCCCAUGUUCCAAGGUUGCUAGAAGAUUUUCAUGUAUAUUAAAAACGAGCUGCUGUAUAAUUCCAGCAAUGCCCCCCCUUCUCUUCUGCAUAUGGUACCUUCCCCCUCCCCUGAAAAAAAUCAACUCCCCUCUAUUGCAAUUCUCCCUUUUGUGUCCCAUUAAUGAAAAGUCAGAGUGUUAGCACACUUGAUUUUGUUCCACCAGGCCAGAGUUAAGUGAUGUUUUAAUUAAAUCUGCCUCUCCACCCCCCCCCCCCGGCCUCUUGCCCAUGUUUCUCAGCAAAGUAUCAUUAAGCAUAACUUUCUGACUACCUCUCCGGAGCGUUGCUAAGUUCCUUAAUCCCCCAAAGGGCUGACCCCUUCUUUCUUUCUUUCUCGUUCCCUUCCACUCCACCUCCCCCCCCCCCCGUGAGGUAUGUCUGUUCAAGCGUGUCUUACAAAUCUGAGGGGCACCAUGAAAGGGGAGGCUGUUACCCUGGGCAGGAUAAUAUCCAUGUUUGCCCUUCCCAGUCUUGCUGGCUUCAUCAGAAGAGGAGGAGGAGGAGAGCCUUCUGGUAUCAGGUCAAGGGCCCAUCUAGUCCAGCUUCCUGUUCUCACAGGGGCUGACCAGAUGCCCCUUAUGGGAAACCCACAAGCAGGAUUCGACCAGAAGAGCCCUCUGCCUUCCUGCGGUUUCCAUCAGCUGGUACUCAAAAGCAUUGCUGCCUCUGACCAUGGAGGAAGAGCCACUGACAGCCCUCUCCUCUAUGAAUUAGUUGAAUUGUCUUUGAAUUUCAUCCAAAGUGUGGCUGCUCCCACAAAAAUACUGACUUCAUACAAAAGAGGAGCAAGUAUUCUAAGAGAAUGGAAAUCAAAUGAAUUAUACCAGUUAAAUGAAUAGUCAAGACAUUGGGGGCGGGAUAACUUUUCAAGCCCUGCUUUUGAGCUUGCCCAGAGACAUCUGGUUGGUGACCAGUGCUGGAUUUACGUAUAAGCUAAACAAGCUUAGGGCCCCACUCUCUUGGGACCCCCCAAAAAAUUUAAAGGAAAAGAAACUGGAUGUACAUUUCCAAAAUACAAGAUAAAAAACAAAUAAAAACCUACAUGCAGCAACAGUGUUUUGUGUUGUGUAGGCUCCUAUGAUGUAAGUCAUGGGCCCCCGCCUGCUAGCCUGCUCCCUAAAAUAUCACUGGUUUGCUCAUUUCUGUAUAUAGGGUACCUACAUUCUGCAUGUGCAAAUGGCUUUAGGGAGUGCUUGACGUGCUCUGGUCCAUGGGGUCACGAAGAGUCGGACACGACUAAACAACAACAACAACCUAUUAGGUCCAUAAAUUACCAUAUAGCAUAUAUUCAACACAAAAAACUGUGGCAAUUUGUUGUUGACAGGGACAGCUGGACAUAUAAAGGGCCCCAUUACCUUCAGUAGCUUAGGGCAUGGGUAGGCAAACUAAGGCCCAGGGGCUGGAUCUGGCCCAAUUGCCUUCUAAAUCCAGCCCGCGGAUGGUCCGGGAAUCAUCGUGUUUUUACAUUAGAAUGUGUGCUUUUAUUUAAAAUGCAUCUCUGGGUUAUUUGUGGGGCACAGGAAUUCGUUCAUUUCCCCCCUCCAAAAUCUAGUCUGGCCCCCCACAAGGUCUGAGGGACGGUGGACUGGCCCCCUGCUGAAAAUGUUUGCUGAUCCCUGGCUUAGGGCCUCAUCCAACCUAAAUCCGGCCCUGUUGGUGACUGUGAGAAUAGGAUGCUAGACGUAAUGGCUCAUUGACGUGAUCUAGCCAAGGCUAUGCUCCUCUUCUCAUGUGUAGAGUUCUGGGAACCUCUUGUCAAUGUUAACAGAGAACACUUGUCUUCGUAGCUUUUAGAAGCGUUCUUUUUAAAAAGGAAAGAGGGCACAGUUCAUUUGCCUGGAAGCUUGAACUCAGUUGCUCCCCACAGCACCAUUUUGCUGCCGGCUCGCUUGCCUUGCCCAUCAUUAACGCUCAGUUCCUUACCUGCAGGUCAUCAAAGCUGGCGUCGAGACCACCUGCAAGUGCCACGGCGUCUCUGGAUCCUGCACUGUCCGGACAUGCUGGCGGCAGCUCUCCCCCUUCCACGAGAUUGGCAAGCAGCUGAAGCAGAGGUACGAGAUGGCCCUCAAAGUGGGCAGCACGACCAACGAGGCCACGGGCGAGGGGGACAUCUCCCCGCCCAAGAAGUCCAUCCCGGGCCACGGCGACCAAAUCCCACGGACUACGGACCUCGUCUACAUUGACGACUCGCCCAGCUUCUGCCUGGUGAGCCGCUAUUCGCCUGGCACAUCGGGCAGGAAGUGUUACAAGGACAAGAACUGUGAGAGCAUCUGCUGCGGCCGGGGGCACAACACCCAGAGCCGCGUGGUGACCAGGCCCUGCCAGUGCCAGGUCCGCUGGUGCUGCUACGUGGAGUGCAAACAGUGUACGCAGAGGGAGGAGGUCUACACGUGCAAGGACUGA